Schizosaccharomyces octosporus yFS286 is the source of this 2268-nucleotide messenger RNA. RefSeq names its product NADH dehydrogenase. NCBI's taxonomy places the organism in Eukaryota, Fungi, Ascomycota, Schizosaccharomycetes, Schizosaccharomycetales, Schizosaccharomycetaceae. Bases 412 to 2079 code for a protein of 555 amino acids. The record is from RefSeq and is a predicted model, not a curated record. Gene Ontology annotation, molecular function: NADH dehydrogenase activity. The transcript has a single exon.
AAGAACGGUUAAUUGGUACUUUGCUUUUCCAAUAAGCAAGUCGAAGAAACCGCAGUAUGACGUUUUGUACCCUUACUACCGUACCUUAAUUGUUUACCGUUAUGAAACCAGUUUUGGAACUUGCAGUCUUCCAAACACCCCUCUCACUUCGGAUUAAGAAAAAUUAUAUUAUUACAACUUGAUUGUAAUAGAUUUUUCAAAAAAAACUAGCUAUUGAAAACAUUUUAUGCUCAAACUUCUUUUGAGUUUUUGAAAUAAACCAAGACGAACCUUUUCUCUCACGAAAACUUGGUUAAAUUUACUGGAUUGAUAUUAUUGUUACGAAAUCUUAUCUGACUUGUCAUUUUUUUGCUCUUAUACCACUCUUUCUUUUCCGAAGACGCUAAAACUUGACUUCUUUAAACCAUACCAAUGGCUUCUUCAUUAAAAUUACGACCUCAAAGCGCGUUAAAGCUAGCUAGAUCUUCUGGAUGGCAGAAGAAUGCCAGCUUGCUUCGUCGCUCAUUCCAAUCCUCGGCUGCUAUUCGCGCUAAUGAGAAGGCACCCAUGAAGAGAUCCGGUUUGGGAUCCCGCUUAGUCGAAGUCAUGGAAGUUGCUUCUAGUCUUUCUUUAUUAACAGGUGUAGCUGUCUUACAAUCCCUUCGUGGUGUUGUUCCUUCCUCUAAUGAUGCAUCUGUUACCGGUUCUCCAAAAAGAACACUCGUCGUUUUGGGAUCCGGUUGGGGUGCAAUCUCCGUGUUAAAGAACAUCAAUACUUCCUUGUACAAUGUAAUUGUCGUUAGUCCUCGCGACCACUUUCUUUUUACCCCCAUGCUGCCCUCCUGUACCGUCGGAACAUUGCGAUUGACCAGUAUUACCGAACCCUUAACAUCCCUCCUGCAGGACAAAAUCCCUCCUACCGCUAUUCAUCAAGCAGAGUGUUCCUCUAUUGAUUCCAAGGCCAAGAAACUUGUUAUCCGCGGAACGACAUCUGCCAACAAAGAUAUCCAAACUGAAUUGCCUUAUGACGACUUGGUUGUUGCCGUCGGUGCCACAAACCAGUUCUUUGGACUUCAAGGUGUGAAACAGUAUGGCUGCUUCUUGAAGGAAGCUGAAGAUGCCAAGAAGGUUUUCACCAAGGUCUCCGAUGCUUUGGAACAAGUGCGUUUCAACAAGAACUUGACUCCUGAAGAACGUUCUCGUCUUUUGCACUUCACCGUUGUCGGUGGUGGUCCCACUGGUAUGGAAUUCGCUGCUGAAAUGCGUGAUUACAUUGAUGGUGAUAUCCGUAGAAUGUUUCCUGAGCUUUAUAAGGAAGUCCGCAUCACACUUAUUGAGGCUGCUCCUAAGGUUUUACCCAUGUUUACCAAGCCACUGGUUCAGUACACAGAAGGUCUCUUUAAGGAUAUCAACAUUAAAAUCAUGACGCAAGCUCUUGUAAAGGAUGUGAAUGAAAAGGAAUUAAUCAUUCAAAAGACCAACGCCGACGGCUCCAAGACAAUUGAAAACAUUCCUUAUGGACUUCUGGUCUGGGCUGCUGGUAUUACUGCCCGUGAUUUGACUCGCCAAUUAAUGUCUACUAUUCCCGAACAAAGUGGCGCUCGUAGAGGUUUGAUUAUUGAUGAAUUCUUCCGCGUAAAGGGUAUGCCUGACACAUAUGCCAUCGGUGACUGUGCUUUCUCUGGAUUACCUGCAACUGCUCAAGUUGCUCACCAACAAGGUGAUUGGUUAGCUGCUAACCUCAAUAAGUCUGGAAAGGCAAGUGCUUUGAAACACAGAAUUGAAGUUAUGGAGAAGCAACUUGGUGAAAAGAAGACCGAUCAAGAAUUUUCUACCUUGAAGAAGGAGCUUGCCAAUAUUCAAUUGGAGGCAUUCCAAUACAACCACCAGGGUGCCAUGGCUUAUGUUGGUCACGAGAAAGCGAUUGCUGAUUUGAAGGUUCCUUACCUCAACAAAAUUAUUCCUUUGCACGGCACUUGGGGAAAUACCUUCUGGAGACUUGCUUACUUGUACCAAUUGGUAUCUGGACGCUCUCAAUUUUUGGUUCUUUUCGAUUGGCUUAAAGCCAGACUCUUUGGACGUUUUGAUGCAAAGAUUUAAGACUUCAAAGAUGACGAACAUUUACCACCCCCUUUUUUACAGUAGGAUAAUAUAGGAAUAGGCCAUUCGUGCUUUCAUUCAUCCAUAGUAAUCGACUUCUAUAACCAACAAUUGCAUGGUGUGUAUAUUCAAUAAUUCUCGUUAUAAGUAGGUUUAACCAAGUAGCAAAUAGUUCAAUCUUGUAUCACG